GAGUUGCUUACCUUACAGAUUAAAGCGCAUGCGUAUGAAAUGUUUCUAUGACUACAAAAUAAUCUUCCUCCGAGGUGUUAUGGUUUGCUACAACUACAGUUAGAAAAUCAUUGAGCUUGUUUGAUAAGGAACAGCGGCUAUGCCAGGAAGUGCAACAUCAUUCUCAGGGGGUUCAAACUCCAGCGGAUCAAGAAGAGGAAAAACAAGACAGUACAAGACCCUUAGUAAUCAUUCACAAAUUGAUGAAUCCCUCUUUGGUCAGUUACAGUCACAACAGAUCAGGCAUGUGAAGCUCAAGGAGAAAUUCCAAGAUGUGCAGGAAAUGCCUUCUUACAAUGAAGGGGUUGGAAUUGAACAGUUAGCCCAAGAAAGAAAUAAUCGAAGAAGGAAGGGAGAGGCAAAACCACAGAAGGAGCUUGUGACUGUGAUAACUAAGGAUUUAAUUAGAAAACUUGUUGUACCAUCAGAUGAUCCUUCAGGUGAUUCAAUCAUCAUACCAAGAGACCAGUUCUUUCGCAUUCUGCAAGCAUCUCGUGUUCUAACUAAAGAGGAGAGAGAGGCUGAGGCAGAGAGGCUAAAACAAGAAAGAGAAAAGGCCAUGGAUGAAGUGCAGGAGCGUAAAAAUCGCAUGAAGCAGUUGGAUUUAACAAGACAGAAAAAUGCAAAGUUGAAUGACCUGGAAGAGGAAGCUAAAGAAAAGGCGGAGCACUUGUUGACAAAAGCCAAUGAGAUGAGGCAAGAGCAAGAAGAUGAAAUAAAACACUUGAAUGAGGUCAUAUUGAAUGCUAAAUGUCACGCCAUUCGAGACGCCCAGAUAUUAGAGAAAGAUCUCAUAAAGAAAGAGAUGAUAGAAGAAGAAAAAAGAUUGGACCUCAUGAUGGAAGUUGAUAGAGCAAAUGCAAUUAAGAUUUAUGAAGAGAUUGAAAAGAAACGGAAAGAAGAGCAACUUCUUGGAGCUGCCAAACUUUUGGAACAAAUUGAUGAAAAUGAAAAAGAUAAACUUUUUGAACUUGAGCGCAAAGAUCAGGAAAACCUCCAGAUGCAGAGAUAUAUUGAGAAAUUAAUGGAAGAGGACCAAGAUGUAAUUGAAAAAAAGAAAGCUGAACAAAUAGCUCUAAGAGAAGAACUAAAUAAAGCCAAUGAUGAAAUACUGAAACGCAAAGAGCUGAAGAAACUACAGGAAAAAGCAGAAGAGUUGAAAGUUUUAGAGUUCCAGAAACAGAAAGCUGAAAGAGAAGCAGCAUUUGAAAAGGAGCAGGAAAAACUUAGAAUUGAAAAAGAAAAGGAAGUGGCCAAAUUGAGAAGUUUACAAGAGAGGGCUAGAGAUGAGCAGGCAGAAAGGGACGCUCUUAGAGCCAAGCGGGCCCAGGAGCAGACUGAGAGAGAGUGGCGCAGGAAAGAGGCAGAGGAGCAGAGAAAGAAAGCAGAAAUGGAGGAGAGCCUGAAAGAGGCUAGGAGUGUCCAAAUGCACCAAAAGGAACACUUCCUGGCUGUGCAGGCACAAAGAGAAAGAUUGGAAUUUGAGAGAGUUCUUAGAGCUCAGAAAGAGCUUGUCGAAAAACAGAAAAGGGAAGAGGAAGUGGCCCACAAGAAAAAAGUUGUUUACACUGAUGAAAUUCGCUCACAGAUCAGAGAGAAAGAGAAGCAGAGAUUAGCGGAGCGCAAUGCAUUUUUUGAAGAAGGUGUUAAACUUGAUGAGGAGGCUAGAGCCAGGAGGAUGAAACUGGAGGCUGUGAAAAGAAAGAAAUUGAAUGAAUUGAGAGCUAUGGGGAUACCUGAUAAAUACUUAACUCUUGUGGACCAGAAAGUUAAAUUUGAGUUUCCAAAAGAAACAACUUAGGGAGGCUGGCAUUCCUGACAAAUAUCUGGCCCAAGUUGAACGUAAAGUCAAUGAGCCUCACAAGAUUAUGGUAUAGGGAAAUGUUCUUCAGAAAAUUGUGAAUAUUUUUGUUUUUAAUGUACACACUUUUUGAACAGAAAAUGUCUAAGACAAAACUAACUAAUAAUAUAAUAAUUUAAUUUAUAGAGCUCUGUUAACAAACAUAAGUUAAGCUCAAUGCACUUUAAGAAUGAUCUUAUUGAUAAUCUAAACUGUCAAGAAAUUUAUGAAAAACAUUUAACUUUUUUUUUUUUU
This is a messenger RNA of Biomphalaria glabrata, 2134 nucleotides long. Its product is annotated as cilia- and flagella-associated protein 45-like. The transcript is spliced from 13 exons. The record is from RefSeq and is a predicted model, not a curated record. Bases 140 to 1840 code for a protein of 566 amino acids. Lineage: Eukaryota; Metazoa; Mollusca; Gastropoda; Planorbidae.